UACUGUUGGGCUGGUACUGUUGAGCUGUUCCUGUUGGGCUGUUCCUGUUGGGCUGGUACUGGCAGAACAUCAGAGAUGGCGUGGCGGUGGGUCCUGGCUGCCAUCUUGGCGAUGUCGUCUCUCUCCCUCCUCGGCUCCGCCUACAACGAGUUCACCUCUGACACCCUCAUCAACAACGUAGUCCAGGACCCAAUCACCGGCCGGCUGUAUGUGGGCACGGUCAACGCCCUCUACCAACUGGACCAAUCCCUGCACCCCGAGGCACACACCAGCACAGGACCCAAAUUGGACAACCGCCAGUGUACCCCGCCCGUGACUUCCUGCGAGGAAGCAGUGGAGACAGACAACCAUAACAAACUGCUCCUCAUCCAUCCAUCCAAAGACACCUUGAUAGUGUGUGGGAGUCUGUACAGAGGAAUCUGUUCUCUGAGGAACCUGUCUAAUGUAGAGCAGCUGCUGUACUUCAGCGAUAGUAAAGGAGAGAAGUCCUACGUGGCCAGUGCAGAGGAGAGUGUGUCAGUAGUAGGGGUCAUGUCUUACUACUUCAGCAAGGACAGGGAGAACUUCACCGUCUUCCUGGUGGCUAAGGGCUACGGCAGCCAUGACAGCACCAAGCUGAUCAGCACCCGUAUCCUCCAGGUCCAUCAUGACUGGGUGUUGUUCGACAGCAUCAUCGAGGCCUCGGCCGUCCAGUCCAACCCCUUCACACUGCGCUACCUCCAUGACUUCAGACACGUCUUCAAGGACGAGGGCUUUGUCUACUUCCUGUUCUCCAGAACCCUGGGUGCCCAGGAUUCAGGAACCAAGAACUUCACCUUUAUCUCCAGGAUGUGUGAGAACGACCACAACUACUACUCGUACACAGAGCUCCAGCUGAACUGCAGCAUGGGGAACAAGUACAACAAGGUCCAGGCAGCCUACGUGGCCCUCCCAGGAGAAGCCCUGGCCAGGAAUAUGAGCUCCUCUGGCCGGUACGGACCGGUUGGAGCCCAGGAUAAGGUUGUGUUUGUAGUGUUCAGCUCGGACGACGACAGCUCCAGCUCAGCAGUGUGUAUGUACCCACUGAGGGCCAUCAACCAGAGACUGGUGGAGAUCAUAGGAGCCUGCUACAGCACCAAGGGACAAAUAAACAAGACGUCUGCCGUCUACUCACCGUACUCCUCCAAGUCAGACGAGCUGUGUAAAAUUGAAAAUGAGAAGGGCAUGGUGACCAAACAAAAGUGUGGUGCUGAGUUCCUGCCCUCCCCGCUGGCCAGCAGGGCAGAGUUCGCCCUGGCAACCGACCCCGUUUUCACCAAGAAGGGCCUGAUGACCGCUGUGGCCGUCGCUGUGGAAACGGAGCACGCCGUUGCCUUCCUGGGGACCACUUUAGGAGAG
Salvelinus namaycush (lake trout) is the source of this 1377-nucleotide messenger RNA. RefSeq names its product plexin-B2-like. The transcript is spliced from 6 exons. Gene Ontology annotation, cellular component: semaphorin receptor complex. Gene Ontology annotation, molecular function: protein binding; semaphorin receptor activity. Gene Ontology annotation, biological process: positive regulation of axonogenesis; regulation of cell shape; regulation of GTPase activity. The record is from RefSeq and is a predicted model, not a curated record. The annotation marks the transcript as partial. NCBI's taxonomy places the organism in Eukaryota, Metazoa, Chordata, Actinopteri, Salmoniformes, Salmonidae.